AUGCUGACGUUUGGAGAGGAUCAAGGAAGAUGGAAGAGCAGGGAGGAGGAGGAGGAGACGCAAGGCAAGCAUACCAGCAAGACUGCGAGUGUAAGGAGGAACAACAGGAUGAACAGCGUGCGAGGGCAACUCUACCGUCUGUUCAAACCUGAGCCAGGCAUUUCGAACCCUCUAAUGUCAAAGAUAGAAAGGAACCCGCUGAAAUCGAACCGCCUGGUGCUGAGCAAGAUGAAGAAGAGGAGUAAUUCCUUGCGCCGAUCGCUGACGCCGGAGGAUGCUGAGGAGCCUCUGCUCGGGGAGCAGAUCAGCGACUGGCACCUUCGCCAGUUCGAGCUAUGCUUACACACCUGCGAGUUCCGCUAUCGCACGAAAGCACGGGAUCUUGCAGACGACGAGAGCAGGUUUGCUCCGGGGAUGAAGAGCAUCGGAUUCAUCCAGGCAGAGACGGAGAUUAUCAAAGGGCCCACUAUCUCUACUGUUGACAUGGACCCCAAGACAGGGCAAAGGCUCAUUCUUUAUACCAUCACUGUUCAGUUCUCUUUUGAGGACAAGGUCUCGACGUCUGUUGGACGGUCGUGGGUAACGUAUCCUGUAGUGAUGGGACACGAUGACCAUGUUGAGAGGGAUCGAUGGUAUGACGCGAUCUCAAGGCUGAUCGAGGAGAAACGGUCGAUGCAGCUUGCAUGGAAGCUCCACCUUGCCCAGAAGAGCAAGGAGAGUGAUUCAAAGCACAUGAUAUGGGAGCAGCAGAAGCAGGGAAAGUUUGCUCUGGUCAUCAACCAGAAGCAGCACAAAAACUCGCGCCUUCGCAAUGGAAAAGUCUUUCAGGACAUCCCCGUCGUCUUUAAGAAAUACGCCUUCCACCAUCACGACUGGAAGACGGCGCACGGGGUAAUGAGGAUAGAGGACGUGACAAGAGCCUUGCAGGAUCUUGGUCUGAACCCUCCUGACUGGCACGCUACUCGCAUGCUCGAAGACUUGAUCAGAACUCCCCAGCGCUCGGAUUUCCCCAGGCUGCUCGAUCUGGACGGGUUUGAGAUCAUUUUCAAGUCGGCAUAUGACGAGCUGAUAACUUCACCUUCCGACGAGAUGAUGGAGAAGCUGAUGGAAAUCAUGAACCGGAGCAACAAUCCUUUCCUGCAGCUGCUAUCCAAGGCCGAGAAAGAGAACCUGGUCGAAGGCAAGGACGCCGACGGAAGGAACGUCUGUGUAUGCAGGAAGUAUCUCAAGGGGACAGUCAUUGUCAACCAGGGCGAUGAAGGUCAUUCAAUGUUCAUCAUCAUCGAGGGCCAGCUCAGUGUCGUCGUCACGUUUGGGAAAGGACCUGACGCCAUGCAGAAGGAAGUCGCAAAGCUUCCAGAGGGAGCAGUGAUGGGCGAGAUGUCUCUGGUGCUCGGCAAGCCCAGAAGCGCAACCUGUGUGGUGGCCUCAGACAAGGCGCUGCUGGCAGAGGUGACGAGGUCGGCAGUGGUCAAACUCCUCGAGUCUCGACCCUCCCUAUCGAGAGAGCUGCAGGACAUGGUGAUCAGGAGGGAUACGGCCAACAUCCUCGCUGCAGGGUCUGCUACAGCCAUGGCGGCAUAUCGUUCUGUGCUCGCCCGCUCAGGAAAUCGGGUGGACAACGAGCCGUCGAAGGAGACGCGCGGGGAUCAGCCGCGUCUGUUCAAGUCCGAGUGUCUCGUCAAGAGGUUGCAGACUCGCAGCACGCGAGUUCAGAAAACUUUGCAAUCCAGGCCAGCCACGGCACUUUCUCAGAUGACUACCAAAACGAGCGUGACAGCAGAUUUUCCGGAGUCUUCCUGGGAUCAUGAUGAGCUUGCACCUCAAGUAAAACAGCGAUCAGGCCGUUGGAUCAAGUGCAAGGAUGGGUACAUGCUUGCCUUCGACAAGGGGCUGAACUCUGUUACGUCAUGA
Molecule: messenger RNA, 1914 nt
Organism: Guillardia theta CCMP2712
Lineage: Eukaryota; Cryptophyceae; Pyrenomonadales; Geminigeraceae
Exons: 8
Coding region: 1-1914 (637 amino acids)
Source: RefSeq, a predicted model, not a curated record